Messenger RNA from Anopheles marshallii, 2058 nucleotides. RefSeq names its product sodium-coupled monocarboxylate transporter 1-like. Gene Ontology annotation, biological process: transmembrane transport; sodium ion transport. The transcript has 4 exons. Gene Ontology annotation, cellular component: membrane. Lineage: Eukaryota; Metazoa; Arthropoda; Insecta; Diptera; Culicidae. Bases 1 to 2058 code for a protein of 685 amino acids. The record is from RefSeq and is a predicted model, not a curated record. Gene Ontology annotation, molecular function: symporter activity.
AUGGAUGAGGACACAAUUCUACUGGAGGACCCUAGCGUGGAAUUUACCACCGGCUCCAAUGCGGAAACCACACUGUCACCUUCUACCUUCGAUCCUGUAACGAUCAUCACACAGCUUGUCACCGAAUCUACCAAACUUUUAACCUCUGCAACGAUGGAAACUACCUCCACUGUAGUCUCCACUAUAUCCAGUACUCCGAGUACGGUAGCAAUGGAAACGUCCACGGUCGCCAUCGAAACAACUACGGUAUCGGAUGGCUCAUCGAUCACUACUCCUGAGAGUAUCCUCAUAACUAGCACAAUGGCAUCGAUUACCGAAACACUUCUAUUCUCGUGGUUCGAUUACACGAUCUUCGCAUUGCUACUGCUGCUGUCUACGUUUAUCGGGGUUUACUUUGGAUUUUUGUCAAAAAUUAAGCAGAACAACAAGAAGGAGUAUCUGCUGGGUGGUAAAACGAUGAACAAAUUCCCCGUAUCGGCAUCCCUUAUUGCAAGUCAUAUCUCGGGAAUAACAAUGCUCGGUGUGCCUUCCGAGAUGUACAGCCAUGGAACACAGUACUGGAUGUUUAUUAUACCAGCGUUCACGGUUGCACUCCUAAUGAAAACGAUCUACCUACCGGUAUUCUACGACCUGCAGGUGACUUCCGCCUUCACCUAUCUGGAGCUGCGCUUUGACAAGUUUGUCCGAUCGGCUGCAAGUCUGGUGUAUGCGCUGCAGUGCCUCAUCUACAUCCCGAUCGUGAUCUACGUCCCGGCGCUCGCCUUCAGUCAGGUGACGGGAAUUAAUCUGCACGUAAUCACGCCCAUCAUCUGUGUGAUCUGUAUCUUCUACACCACCGUCGGAGGACUGCGAGCGGUCGUCUGGACGGAUACACUGCAGUUCGUGCUUAUGAUUGGAGCUUGUAUUGCUGUCAUCGUGCUGGGCAUCAGCUCAGUGGGAGAAUUCAUGGAAGUUUGGGAAGCUGCCGACCGUGGGAAGCGCCUUAUCUUUUUCAACAUGGACCCUAACCCUUUUGUACGUUCAUCGUUCUGGACUGUCUGCUUCGGACUAACGACACUCUGGGUCUCCAAUCUGGCAGUGAAUCAAGGCUGCGUGCAACGGUUCUUAGCCGUCCCAGAUCUUCGGGUGGCCAAAAAUUCCCUCAUCAUCUUCACCGGUGGUUUAAUCUUCGUCAAGAGUUGCUCCUGCUUUAUCGGGUUACUGAUCUACGCCAAGUACGAAACGUGCGAUCCCUUCUCCACGCAGAAGAUCUCCAAAAUUGAUCAAAUUCUACCGUACUACAUUAUGGACGUGGGCACAAAGAUUCCCGGGCUGCCGGGACUGUUUGUGUCCGGCAUCUUCUCUGCCGCCCUGUCGACGAUGUCCUCCGUGCUGAACACCCUAGCCGGUACCAUCUACGAGGACUUCAUACAGCAUCGAAUGCCAAACGCUAGCGAAAAGAAGGCAAGUAACAUCAUGAAGAUGUUGGUCGUACUGCUCGGCUUCCUGGUGCUCGGGCUCGUGUUUGUGGCCGAACGGAUGGGUCAGGUUAUGCACAUUGCCAUCGCGUCUUCGGGCGUCACGUCCGGCACCAUGCUGGGCAUGUUCUCGGCCGGUAUGAUUUCGAGGCGCAUCAACACGAAGGGUAUUAUCAGUGCGGCGGUUGUGUCGAUGGCAAUCACCGGCACGGUGAUGACGGGUGCCCAGCUGAAUCCUAAACCCCCGAUGCUUCCAUUGCGGACUGAUGGAUGUGAUGCGAAUGUUUUCACCAACAUAACCACCAUCUUGACGGAGACUAUCUCACAAGCGGCCGAAACGGACACGGUACCUCUAAUCUUCAAGCUAAGCUUUAUGCACUACUCACUGUUGGGUCUGAUUAGCUUCUUUAUCGUGUCGUUCGUUGUAAGCGAACUCACUGGUGGUGGUGACAUCGACGACGAACGGUUGCUGGCACCGUUUCUACGCAACUCGGACAAGCUGGAAAAGGAAAUGACACUGCUGAAGCACAACAUCAAGUAUGAGGAAAUCGAUAUGGCACUGCGGGAACUACAAAAACCAUCCGAUCCAGAGAAAAAAUAG